Messenger RNA from Spirometra erinaceieuropaei, 2203 nucleotides. Lineage: Eukaryota; Metazoa; Platyhelminthes; Cestoda; Diphyllobothriidea; Diphyllobothriidae. The record is from the annotation of a GenBank genome assembly.
AUGCUGGAACUCCAGGGGCGGACGAUCGCCUACUUCAGUAAGUGCCGGCCGUCCGCAAUAAUUACCGACAACUGGCAACUACAAGUGGUGCCGCAGAAACCACCAGCCCAGACCAUAGUUGGUUUCAGUGACGCCAACCAUGGUUAGUAUUUCAUUGAAAUAUUGGUUUAUACAGUUCCAAAAAUUCAUGCAUUCCAACCGAUAUACAUGCGAGGUUUUCGGAUAUUAUUUUGUUAUAUGUUUUCCGCAAUCACUUUUCCCGCCGUCUCCGGAGCACUCAAACGCAUUAGACGCACUGAAAGGCGGGAAUCACAGCUGGUUCUUAGUGCGCAGAGGACAAACAGUAGUGUAAAGAUGUAGCCUCAGUUUUCCGAUUUUGGCUUAGUCAUGACAGUUCCCCAACGUCUUGCUGGUUAUCCGCCGCACCACGGCGCUGCGCUAGCCGCCUCUCAACUUUUGUCCUAUUGACAAUUGAAGUCUGUCAUAUAUGACAGUUUGCGGCCUCGAUCACCCUAGUGGCCAAUCCUCUGCGUUUUCCUACUUUUCAUUGUCAUGCUUCAUCUUGCCUAUUGGUCUAUUCAUUAAACCUACCCGCAUCGACUGGACACCCCACUAAUACCGAAAACAACUGAUUUCGGGGAACCUUUGACCGGAAAACGCCUGUCCGAUGCCUCAAGACGUCAUCGUUGUCCUCGCUUCCCGGAUAAGUAAAUACCGUCUCCAGGACACCCAGUCCCGUCAAAUCACCUCCCCGUGUUCCAUAUCCUGUCUGAAAUCCAGCUGUCUUUCCGUCGUCCUGAAUAAUCCCCAAUAUUCUACUUAGGCCACUGCCUUGUGUUCUUAUUGGGGAUCAAAUAGGAGGGUUUCGACAGUUUGCAUGGUUAGGCCGCUUAUAUUAGUCCAGAAGACUGAUUGGGCAGAAUGUGAAUGCUUCCGGUAGAUCCUAAUUGGACCGGGGCAUUUAUAUGUGGACGGGGUGCAAGUAAGACAUGUGAGUGAUAAGGGAAAUCGAUUAUCUUUUCAUACAAGAGUCAUGGCAAAACAGAGAGGAAGGAGUAACCGACUUUUGGCCACAUUAGGCGUAAAGCCUACAUCAGGUUCGUGUGUGCGCACGAGAUGGGUUUUUAAAACCUGGCCGUCGUCUUCUCUGCUGUUGUUAGUAGACGCUGGCCCGGUGGCUUAGUGUAGUUCGGUGGAACCAUGUAAAUCGCGCGGUAGGCUUCGCUGGGGUCCAUAUGAUGCCCGGAAUCAAUAGUACACGCAAAAGUGAUGCUAGCUACCGUACAGGGUUUUCUGCCCCUUUGCGCCGAACGAAGGACUAGGUUGCGUUUCUAUUGGAAGAGUACGAAAUUUCAGAAGUUCGCAUAUUGUUCAGCUCGUAGCAGCCUGUUAUCUGUCCCCUCGUUCUACUGUUUACUCGUCACGACUGCGCUCGCCAACCCUCGAUUUGCACUCCCGUCCACACCACACUCCUGGUCGAUAAUUUGCCACUUCGCGUGGGCUCGGAGCCAACCAACGCAACUUUCUAUCGCUGAUUGGUUACAAGUGCACACACACGGGACGCCGCCAUUGCGGACGUGAUUUUGAACAGACAGGACAGAGGCAAGAAGCACACAACACCUUUUUGGUGGUAGCGACACACUGAAGGCUCCGCAACUGACGCUCUCCAGAACGAACGCUUAUCUCUGACACAAGUAUACAGCCAACUUACGGCGACCUGCCCUGUGUACAGAAUAAACUCGUUCUCACAACGUUCUGGCUUCUCCCAUUAGACGGAGCAAAAUUAUUGUAUGUGGUUAUGUUGAUCUCACGUCCUUGAUCACUACAAAUUGGUGACUCCGACGUUCCACGCACAGGACUUUGUCAGACCUUCCUGCAGUCAUCCGUCUCUUUGUUCACCAUGAUAGGCGCACCCGCCACCUUCGUGUACCCUCCCUCUGCAUCGCAUGUCUCUGUUAAAUUGCCACCCUUCUGGCCGCGGAAUGUGGAGCUUUGGAUUGCACGUUACGAGGCUGAAUUCGAAGCCUGCAACAUUACUCGCCAGGAGACCAUGUUCAACCAUCUGCAUCGCAGUUUCCCUGACGACUAUGCCGAACACCUUUGCGACCACCUCAUUCAGCGUCCUUUGGAGCAGCCCUACGAAAAAUUGAAAGAGGCUCUAGUAAAGCGCGUGGCCAUGACUGAGGAGCGCCGACUACGAUAA